This is a messenger RNA of Misgurnus anguillicaudatus (oriental weatherfish), 873 nucleotides long. RefSeq lists its product as uncharacterized. Gene Ontology annotation, cellular component: cytoplasm. Gene Ontology annotation, molecular function: NAD+ poly-ADP-ribosyltransferase activity. The record is from RefSeq and is a predicted model, not a curated record. NCBI's taxonomy places the organism in Eukaryota, Metazoa, Chordata, Actinopteri, Cypriniformes, Cobitidae.
GCAUGCUGACUUAAAGAGAAAGUGAAAGAGGAAUAUCUUCCGUUGUGUAAACCCCUGAAUGAGGUGCUGUACAAACCCCUGUUUGCAGAAGGUAUUCGAUCAGAGUUAAGACAAACAUCAGAGGUGUAAAUAUGUGGGAUGAAGAUGACUCAGAUGACCUGGAUACAGGUGUAAACAUGUGGGAUAAAGAUGACUCAGAUGACUCAGAUGAUUCAGAUGACUCAGAUGACCUGGAUACAGGUGUGAACAUGUGGGCUGAAGAUGACUUGGAUCCAGGUGCUCCACCAUGUCUUGAAAGCUUUAUAGAUCCAUCUGAUGAUACCGUCUACAGAAUGUAUCAUGGAACAUCCAGGGAGGCUGCAGAAGAAAUUAAAGCUUAUGGCUUUAAUCAGUCUACUAAAGGGAUGCUUGGGCGUGGGGUCUACCUUAGUCGAGAUCUAGAAAAGGCCUCAAGGUAUCCUCUGGAAGAACCUGAGAACCAGCGAGUUGUGCUGAGAGUUAAAGUUAAUGUUGGUAAAGUUAAGAAAAUCAACUAUAAGAAACACCCAAUGCAAAAAACUUGGCAUGACUAUGGGUUUGACACUGCCUGGUGCCCUCCAGAUUGUGGCAUGGUGUCAAGUGGUCUUGAAGAGUUCUGUGUUUGGGAUCCAGAUCGAAUCACAGUUAUUGGUCAAAUUUGUCCAAAACCAGAGGCUUCUGAUGUUUGCAAUAUUUCUUAAAAUACAUUUGAAUAGAUAGUAGUCCUAAAGUGUAUUGUUGUUUUUUUUUUGACAAGUUUUGAAUACAAACUUCAUGUUAUAAAAAUUUUCAUAUUGUAUUUCAUGUUCUGACCCUGAAACUAUGUACAAACAAAUAAAACAUCAUUUAAACUGG